GCUUUUGAUUGCUAUUUUAGUUUUCGCUCAUGAAAUGUGUUCAUUUGUUUAUGGCAUGAUUUUGCUUUGGAGUUUUUCAUCUAUGAGUGGCCAUUCUAAUAAAGCGAUAAGAAGGAUAUACAUGCCUAAAUAAUAGUGUCAAGCACAGUAAUAAACCUGAGGUUCGAUCGCCUUCUAAUCGAUUGAUUUAUUCAGUGAACGAAGCACUAGUUCGGAAAGAUGGCUGAUCCAGAGAAGAAAAUCUGCCGUUAUUUUAACACAUUAGGAGGUUGCUGGUAUGGAGAUAACUGUAAAUUUUUGCAUAUACCGAAUAAGAAGCCACCAUGCAAAUUCUAUGGUUCCUCAGCUGGAUGUCGCUAUGGAGAAGGUUGUCAUUUUUCACAUGACAGAACGCCAUUCAAAUCGGUGGAGAAUUAUAACAACAACCCGCCUGCUGAGUUAAUAAAAGAGGUUCUUAAAGAGAAUAUGAAUCCAAAUGAAUUAUCUGGAACAAAUAAUAAUAAUAUAACUCAAUCUAUUCUUACUAACAGUGAACAUCAAAAGAUAGAAAAUACUUAUAAAACAAUUAAUGACCAAUCAAUACAAAUUGUUUCAACUAUAAUCGACAAUAAUACUAAUAAGUUAAAUGUUACAUCUACUAUAGGAAGUAUGUUUAAUACAAAUGAAGUGAAGUAUUGUAAUACACUACAAAAUUCUAUAUGUUAUAAUUCAAUUCCAACGAAGUUGAAUAAUAUAACUGAUGAGAUAUAUUUGAAUGAAACAUCAAAUAAUCUUGAUUUAAGAAAAGAUGGUCAAAAUUAUACGAUAACUACAAUUUCAGAACAUCAAAAUGGCGCUUUGAAUGAUAUUGAAAUAUACUGUGGUUCAUGUAAACAUGGUUUAGAACGUCGAGAUAAUGAAAGUUAUUGUACAUUAUUGAAAGAUCAUUAUUUGGAGUGUUUUUUGGAUAAAGAAGGUGAUCAUGUGAAAUAUGUGAAAACAAAAGCUGCAUUAGAUCCUGGACAAAUGUAUUGGUGUAAAUCAUGCAUUCUAAUAUUUGAAAAACCUUGGUCAUUAUUUCAACAUAUGGCUGAUAAAGCUAAAGGCAGUAAAGUUCAACGAUGGGAGAAAAAAAUACAUCUUGAUUGGAUGGAUAAUGUAGCUGGAUUAAUGGCAGGUUAUGAUCUGGGUUUAUUCAGCCCUGCAAAACUAAAAGUCGAUCUGCGUAACUUGCUAGCUGAUCAACAUACAAUGGAGGAAGAAAUGGAGGCUGUAGCCAUGACAGCAGCUGCAAUGAUGCAGUGGUUAGCUCCACUAAGUAGCCCUUGGCGUUUGCAGCAAAGGGAAAUGAUGCGAAAAAUUGAGCAACUUAAUCGUCAAAUGUUGCGUAAAGCUAAUUUAGGUCUAAAUGCAGGACUAAGAAGUUAUAAUGUAAGAGCUGCAUUACCUCCUGCACCAAUAUCUACACAUGCAUCAUCGUGUCACAUACACUCACCAAAUAGCAAAACUGUCAUUUCGUUACCUUCAACACCUGUAUCAAAACUGACAGAAAGUCAAUCAAGUACAUUUUCAAAUAAUGGCUUAAAAAUGGACAAUUGUGAUCGACAUUCUCCUGCUAAAUUUGUCUCAUCAUGUAUAGAUCAUAACAGUGUACUUGCUGAAAGUGAAACAAAUCAUAACGUGGAGAAAGAUGACAUCAGUGAACCAAGUAAUGACAUAGUUGGUCCUGUCGGAGAUGGAGAGUAUACUUGGCCAGAAUCUACUGUAAGUGACCAAGAAGAAGUGGAGUUUUCCACGAAAACUGGGGCAUCAGGAGAUAUUCCUCGAAGGACAUUAAGUAAUGGAGUAAAAUUUACAUCAGAAGUCGAGGAGGAAUCGGAUACGAUAUUCAAGGUAGUAGAUUCAAAUAAUACUAACAGUAGUUGUUCGGUACAUAUGUCAAAUAAAUACAAUGACAAUAUACGUAGAAAAGAAGUAAAGCGCCCUCUAAUAUAUUCCAGUAGUACAGGUGCCUUAAGUGGCAAGAUAUCCAACUAUUCAGGAAUAUUAAAUCCGAAGUAUCUAGACGAACCACUUAGAUAUCAUGGUCGAAAUAAUCGGUCACUUAGUUUUGGUCAUAAUCACCUGUUUGGAGCCUAUCGUAAUACACAUCAUGUUAUAAAUCGUGGAAGAACAGGAAUGAGUGGAAUAUCAAGUCACAGGACAAAUACUUUCAAUCCUCCAAGUUUUCAUGCUAGCCUUGAUAUGAAUUUCGGCUUCACAAAUGAUGAAGUAGAAGAGUUACUAUCUAGAGGGAUAAAACCUUGGGAUAGUGAAGCAUCAGCUACACUUGCUGUCCUACGAGGAGAACUAGAUCAUCACUUAUUGGAUUGAUAAGUUUUUUUGACUAGAAAUGUAUUGUUUUUCACAUGUAUGUAGUGAAUUGUUAAUUUUCAAUGAAUUCAACACAUCCAUUAGGGAUGGUAAUACUCGUUUCUGUUUUAUAGUUUAUGAGAUGACCAACUUUGGUGGUAUAUAAAAAUUCAAUUUCAAGUAUUGUUUUGAAAAGAAAACAAUAUAGUUUUAUGCCUUCUUUUACCUUUAACACUCUUUAAGUCUUACAGAAGUGAUGCAUUACUUAACGUUUCCUUGCUUCAUCUUAAUUUAUAACUUCAAACAAAAGGUCUUACACUAUACAAUUUAACGUAUGGUAACUUAUGAAGAAAGUCUGAGAUUUAUGAGUUGGUGAUGAAAAUUCACUUGUUGGUUUAUAAUUUUCUCUAUAACACACUAUACACUAUACAACUUCAUUAUUUUUCUAAUCUGAUUACCUUUUAGCUUAUCUUUUCCUUCUACAAAACUAUCUUUACCCUUAUUUUCUUCUUUUCAUUGACCAACUGCACAGGUGUUUAGAUGUUUCUAAAGAUUAUCAGAUUGUUCGAUUUGUUGAUAAUUUUGUGUUACCAGUUAAGUAUUCCUAUGAAAGUUCAAUAAUCUAUCUUCUUUCAUUGUAUAUGGUUAAAAGUCGAUCUGGAUUGAGAGAUCCCAAGUCACUAUUCACUUGAUGUCUAUCUCUUCAUGUUGUCUAUUUAUCAUUCCAUAUUGUUUACUAUAUUCACAUGGCUUAAAUAUACAUAUGUUUGAUUGUAAACAAUACUUUCAACAGAUUUAUCUAUACAGUAUUUACAUCGAAACUAUUACCAUAGGUUGACUAAUAAAACACUAGCUGUUCUAAAAGCUUAUGUUUUAUAGAAGAACCUUCAAUUUCGUAUAGUAUUCAUACAUAUCCAUACAUGAAGCAGCUUCAAAGAUUUCUAUUCACUUCAAAGUUUUGACAAAUGGAUUCAUUGUCAUUAUAUUAUGUGAACAUCUUAUUCACUAAACACAAAAUAAUGAAAUUAUAUUCUAUUCAACUUGUGAGUGUAUCUAACUCUGUUGCCUCUCUCUAUUUCUUUAUCUCCCCACCUGUAGUAAUACUUCAACUUUUAUCCUUCUGAUAUAUAUAUAUAUAUAUAUAUAUGUGCUUGGUUUCUUUUUUUUGUGCUUAUAUAUCAAGGCAAUCUAGAAUCAACUGUUUACUUUCUCACUCUUUAUUGAUUGAUUAAAAGUAUCGUUAUUAUUCUGUUCAGUACAGCAAAGUAAAAGUCAUGUUUGCUCAAGAGAAAAAAAAAAAGGACAAUUUGUCUUCUUGUCUUAAACAAUUACAAUUCAUGAUAUCAGAUGUUCAAACUGAAUUAUUCUUUAAUUCACAGUUCGUCUUAGAUUUCUUGUUAGAUGUCAACAGUUGAAAUUUACAAAUCAGAUUUUCAUGAAUUUUCA
This is a messenger RNA of Heterobilharzia americana, 3777 nucleotides long. The record is from the annotation of a GenBank genome assembly. NCBI's taxonomy places the organism in Eukaryota, Metazoa, Platyhelminthes, Trematoda, Strigeidida, Schistosomatidae.